This is a messenger RNA of Linnemannia hyalina, 1359 nucleotides long. NCBI's taxonomy places the organism in Eukaryota, Fungi, Mortierellomycota, Mortierellomycetes, Mortierellales, Mortierellaceae. The record is from the annotation of a GenBank genome assembly.
AUGGCAUCAACAACAACGACAUCAACAUCCACCACUACAUCAGUCACCGCACCAACCAAUACCAGGACCUUCGACGAUCCCUCGUCGUCGCCACCACGAUCACUCGGUGACGGAUCGUCAUCAUCCUCGGUCUCACAUCUCUUUGCCAUCACCCCACACGAUCACAAGCUUCUCCAGGAAUGGGCAUGGAGACCGUCUGGAGGAUGGACUAUUACGGCGCUUUUCAUUGCAAUCCAGCUUUUCGAUUCGGUCAAGACCAGGAUGCAGACGCACUCGUACAAAUCGAUCAUGGAUUGUGUCCGGAAGACUUAUGCAGAGGAGCGGCUAGGUGGUUUCUUCCGAGGCAUGAUCCCACCCUUGAUCACAGUGUCAAUCAUCAAGUCAAUCUCAUUCUCGGUCUACGAAGGGUCUAAACAACAAAUCAGGAGCGUCUCAGAGACAUUACAGGGCAACACGAUCCCCUCGCUGAUCGGCCUGACGUUUAUUUCGGGAAGUGUUGCAGGAACCGUGGUGGCCAUGAUGUCGAGUCCUCUGGAGUUGGUCAAGCUGCAGCGGCAAUUGGAGAAGCUGAUGGCUAUGCAUGCAAGGAAGGAGGCUCAGAUCACGUCGCUAACGGGAGAUGCGCUCCUGAGAGAGGGUUUGGCUAUGGAGAAGAAGAAGGGUGCAGCCACUGCUGUUGAAGGAGCAGGAAGAUUAGCUUCUUCGGCGGUGGUGGCUGCCAAGGUGGAGAGACACUCGCAUGGAUCAAUUACACAGUAUGGAGUGCCUCCCAAGGAGGAGGCAGGGAACUCGAGUUGGAAGACUACCAAAGCGAUUGUACAGAAGAAAGGAAUUGUUGGACUGUACAAGGGAGCGAGUCUGCAGAUUACGCGUGAUUUGCUCGGUACUGGAAUCUACUUUUCGAGUUACGAGACUAUCAAACGGCUCAUGUCUGAGACGAUUGAGCAUGUUAGGCCACACCACCAUACAGCUGCCGCACCAGGAACCACGGGUACAACGACAACAACGACACUCAAGGGACCAGGACCGAUGGUUCAUUUCUUUGCGGGAGGACUCUGUGGCGUGUUCUCGUGGCUGGUAGUCUUCCCGAUCGAUCUUGUCAAGAGCGUGGUCCAGAAGGAGGUUCUCGCAACACAUCCAAAGUACUCGGGGGCACUGGACUGUGCCAAGGAUAUUGUCCGCCGGGAGGGAAUCAGGGGUCUGUACCGUGGUCUAAGCGUGACCUGUUACCGAGCGAUGCCGAUCCAUUCAUUGAACUUUUUAGUCUAUGAAGCUGUCAUGGAUUAUGUCAAGAAUUGGUCUGGACAUGCAAACGACCCUUCUCCCAUUGGCAAUCUUGGCUCUACUGGAUCUCGGUGA